Brassica oleracea var. oleracea is the source of this 1464-nucleotide messenger RNA. RefSeq lists its product as uncharacterized. The transcript is spliced from 3 exons. Bases 1 to 1464 code for a protein of 487 amino acids. The record is from RefSeq and is a predicted model, not a curated record. Lineage: Eukaryota; Viridiplantae; Streptophyta; Magnoliopsida; Brassicales; Brassicaceae.
AUGGCAGUGUUUGGCGAGCCAGCUUUCACAGACCAUGCCUCAAUGUCUUUGUAUCUGCACUCGGGUGCUCCUAAGCAGAAAAAGCCAUUCCAGUUUUUCAACUACCUGCUCAAGAAUGAAAAUUUCCUACCCUUAGUUGCUCAUCAUUGGUUUUCUUUCAGAAUAAGCGGCACAUCUAUGUUUCGUGUCGUUAGAAAACUCAAGACUCUCAAGAAGGCCAUAAGGGACAUCAGCAAACAAAAUUAUUCUGAUAUUGAGAAGAGAGUAAAAGAGGCAUCUGAGGCCCUUGAUAUUGCUCAGAUUCGCACCCUAAAUGACCCUACCAUAGAAAAUGCAGAGAUGGAGUUGAACUUGCAACAAAAGUGGGUAACGCUCUCUACAGCCGAGGAAUCUUUUUUCUAUCAGUGUUCAAGGGUUAAUUGUUUAACGGUGGGAGAUAGAAACACCCCUUUUUUCCACCGUAUGGCAAACGCAAGACAAGCUAUCAAUCACAUACACUAUCUUAUUGAUGAGGACGGUGUGCACAAUGAAUCUCAGGAUGAUAUCCAGAGUCUUUGUGUCAAUUACUUCUCGAACCUUUUGGGAAAGCCGGUUGAUCCUCCUAUGUUCAUCCAGGAUGAUAUCUCCACCCUCUUGGACUUCUCUUGUUUGACAGCUCAGCAGGCUCUACUCACCGCUCCAAUCACUGCUGAUGAUAUCCGUGAUGCGUUCUUCUCUCUUCCACGAAAUAAGGCGAGCGGUCCCGAUGGAUACUCUCUAGAUUUCUUCAUGAGUUGUUGGUCUGUUGUGGGUGGAGAGGUAACAUCAGCUGUUGCAGAAUUCUUCAACUCAGGGUGUCUCCUUAAACAACUGAAUGCUACUAACCUCGUUCUUAUCCCAAAUAUUCCUAAUGCUUCAAAGACCACUGACUUCAGGCACAUAUCAUGUUUGAAUACUAUCUACAAAGUGAUUUCCAAGCUUUUGGCAGAUCGCUUGAAAGGAAUUCUAAACUUGGCGAUAGGACACUCUCAGACUGCAUUUAUGCCUGGUCGAUUACUUACUGAAAAUGUUAUCCUUGCUACUGAAAUAGUGCAUGGCUACAACUCUAACAACAUGGAGCCUAGCGGGAUGUUAAAAGUAGACCUACGGAAAUCUUUCGACACUUUGAGAAGGGACUUUGUCAUGGCACCUCUCUGUGCUAUAAACGUGCCGGAAACAUUUAUAGGAUGGAUAUCUUCUUGUAUAACCACAACUUCACUCUCAAUCUCUGUACGGACACACUGGUUCAACUCAGGCUACAUCCGCUAUCACCUUAACACAGAGGAGCUGGGAAUCACCCACCUCAUAUUUGCAGAUGAUGUUAUGGUAGCAGCUCCCUCUGGGUGGCUUGGCAUUGUCACCACAACUGCCCUACCUCCUAUAGCUUCUGGUCACAAUCAGAAUCGCCGCUUAUGUCCUGGAAUGGCGAUGCAUACUUCAGCUUAG